UGCAUCGAUGAACUCACAGCAAUGGCAAAACUGCACAAUAAAGAACUUCCCAAAACCCUCCAGAAGCUGGAAACCCAGCUUGAAGGGUUCAAAUAUGCCUAUUAUAAUUUCUAUAAAUCCGUUGGCGAAAGAUUGAACAACCCUUCAAAAUAUGGUUUCAAGGAUGCAACAACGGCAUGUUGCGGCUCUGGUCCGUACGGAGGAGUUUACAGCUGUGGAGGGAAGAGAGGGAUAACAGAGUUUCAUUUAUGUGAGAAUCCCAGUGAAUAUUUCUUCUUCGACUCCUACCAUCCCUCGGAAAAGGCUUACCAGCAAUUUGCAGAGCUGAUGUGGAGUGGAACUACUGACAUCGUAUGGCCUUACAAUCUCAAAACACUAUUUGAAGCCAAGACAUCAAAUCUUUAUGAUCAUUUCAUAAUUCCAUCACCGUAGAAAGAAUUAACGAUUCCCAUUGCUGCUCCUGAUGGAAUUUCUUUCCUCCGAUCCUCUUCCACAAAUAACACAUCUGGGAGCCAUGCUCUUGCCGACUCUGGAAGAAAAGACAUUGGAAAAGUUAGUAAAAGACGCAAGUUGUGUCUUCAAUAAUGUAACAGGAACCCAUUUUAAUAUAAUUUAUUCGGUAAAGGAUUGAGCACAGCGGAAUGCAUGAACUUGCAAAAUCUUUUUCUUCA
Theobroma umbraticum is the source of this 671-nucleotide messenger RNA. Lineage: Eukaryota; Viridiplantae; Streptophyta; Magnoliopsida; Malvales; Malvaceae. The record is from RefSeq and is a predicted model, not a curated record.